This is a messenger RNA of Drosophila takahashii, 3322 nucleotides long. Its product is annotated as ATP-dependent DNA helicase DDX11. Gene Ontology annotation, cellular component: nucleus. The record is from RefSeq and is a predicted model, not a curated record. Lineage: Eukaryota; Metazoa; Arthropoda; Insecta; Diptera; Drosophilidae. Gene Ontology annotation, biological process: nucleobase-containing compound metabolic process; establishment of sister chromatid cohesion. Gene Ontology annotation, molecular function: ATP binding; hydrolase activity, acting on acid anhydrides, in phosphorus-containing anhydrides; DNA binding.
AUCUGGCAACACUGUCACCCGCGUCGUUUUGUCUUUUGGACUUCUCCAUUUAGCUCCUUUUCCUUUUGGAAAUGUAAAAUCGAUUCAAAAGAAGCCGGAAAAUGGCCCAAUACACUCCCCACCAGCCACUGGCCACGCCCACCGCCCAGGAGUUUGGAUUCCCCUACACACCAUACGGAAUCCAGGAGCAGCUGAUGCAGGAAGUCUUCCAAGUGCUCGAAAACAGGAAGAUUGGCAUAUUUGAGAGCCCCACGGGUACAGGGAAAUCCCUCACACUCACUUGUGGCGCUCUCACCUGGCUGGCGAGGCACGAGGAUCUGGUGCGAUCGGAAAUGCUGGCGAGGAUUCGCCGGGUGCAACUAGAGGUGGUCAAACUGGAACAGGAUGGUAAGCAGGCCAGGGAUUGGCUAGAGAGUCAGGGGAACUGCAGGCUACAGGAGGAGGAGCUCCGCAAGCUGCAGCACUUGCAGGGGCUGCUGGACCAACAGGAACAUCAACUGGCGGAGAUCAGGAAGCGGGCAAAGAUCCAUAAAAAGCAAAGGCGGGAGGAGCACCCACCCAAGCCAGAGGACCUUGAUAAGGACCUGGAAUCUAACUCCGACUCGGAUUCAGAGCACGAAACUGCAGAUGGACCCCAGGGAACCAGCGAAGAUCGCUAUCGGCCAGUGCAGAUCUUUUUCUGCAGUCGCACCCACUCCCAGUUGACUCAAAUCGUGGCGGAACUGCGUAAGACACCGCAUGCCCAGUCGGUGAGGUGCAUUUCUCUGGGCUCCCGGCAGCAAUUGUGUGGGAAUCCCCAGGUGCGCAGCCUCCGGCAAGUGGGACUCAUGAACGAGCGUUGCCUUGAGAUGGCUAGCCAAAAGGCACAGCCCAAUCCCAGCAAGAAAAGUAGACUGACUGCAGGUGCGGGCAGUAGGUGUCCAUUUAAAGCGCCUUCUUUGGUGGAAUCCCUUCGAGACUUGGCUCUCACUGAACCGAUGGACAUUGAAGAGCUGGCCAGCGAGGGAGUCGCCUGCGGUGCCUGCUCGUACUACGCAUCCAGAUCCGCUUUGGAGCAGGCUCAACUGAUUCUACUGCCAUAUCAGCUGCUACUCCAGAAAUCCGCCCGCAACCAGCUGGGCAUAAAUCUCAAAGGAUCCAUCGUUAUCGUCGAUGAGGCCCAUAACCUUUUAGACACUUUGGCCCAGCUUCAUGGCGCUGAAAUCAACCGUCAGCAAUUGGAGCGGGCCAAACUGGAGAUCUCUGGCUACAAAGAGCACUUUCAGAAACGUUUUAGCACCAAGAAUCUCUUGAAAAUCAACCAACUUAUCUUCAUAGUUCGCCAGUUGCUUAAGAUGCUCGACCGGGAUGAGGAUCGGGCCCAGCUCCACACCUCAAGAAUGCUGCGCACCUAUGAACUAACCGCCGAAGGUGACUUUUUUAACAUCGAUCUCUCUGAGCUUUUGGAUUUUUGCGCACGCACUCGUUUUGCCCGUAAGGUCCAGGGACAUGCGGUUAAAAUGCAAAGGGAACCGCGGCACAGUGAGAAUCAGCCGCCCGUGUCAUCGGCGAGGAGUCAGAUUCUCCAGAGGUUGGCCAGCGAGCAAAAGCAAAAAGAGCAGCCCAAGCAGCCGGUCAAGAGGAAACUAGAAAUUUUCCAGGAAAAAGUGAAGGAGCCCACAAAAAUCCCUGUGCUAGAAGUAAUUCCAUCCCCCGUAAGACCAUUGCUCGCAUUUUUGGGAACCCUCACCAGCAAUGCAGAGGAUGGCCGGAUUUUAUUAGAUUCUCAAGAGGGAACUGUAAAGUAUAUACUGCUCGAUCCUGCCGAGCAAUUUGCUGAUAUCGUUGGCGAAGCUAGAGCGAUUGUGAUUGCUGGCGGAACCAUGCAGCCCACUCAGGAGCUGAAGGAGCAGCUGUUUGCCAGUUGCCAAGAUCGCCUGGUCGAGCGUUUCUACAGUCAUGUGGUGCCCGACGAUGCGGUCUUGCCCUUUGUUGUGUCCAAUGGUCCAAAGGGUGCUCCUUUGUGUUUUAAAUUUGCCCAGAGGGCAAGUAUAGAAAUGCUCCAGGAGCUGUCAAUGAUCCUCCAGAAUCUCUGCCAAGUGAUACCAGGCGGUGUGGUUUGCUUUUUGCCAUCCUACGAGUAUUUGGAUAAGGUUUACAAACAUUUAGAGCAGUCCAGUGCGCUUGAGAGGAUUGCGCGCAAGAAAAGCGUUUUCAGGGAGGUCUCGGGCUCAGCGGACCAGCUCUUGGAGAAGUAUGCCGCAGCUAUUAAGGUAUCAUCUGGCUCCGGAGGAGCCCUGCUCUUGAGUGUCGUCGGAGGAAAGCUCUCCGAGGGCCUAAACUUUGCAGACGAUCUUGGCCGGGCAGUCCUGGUAGUGGGUCUACCAUAUCCCAAUCGCCAGUCGCCGGAACUGCAGCAGCGAAUGCGACACCUAGAUGAAAAGCUUGGUUUUGGAUGCGGCAAUGAAUUCUAUGAGAAUCUUUGCUUGAAGGCUGUCAACCAGUGCAUUGGACGAGCAGUUCGUCACAUCAAUGACUACGCUUGUGUUUAUCUGCUAGAUGAACGCUUUGCGAAUCCAAGGAUACAGAGAAAGCUACCAGAAUGGAUUUCCCGCCACAUUGUGCAGGCGAGUACUGGAAAAGGAGGCUUUGGAGCUGUUCAAGCGCAAACUGCAAGAUUUUUUAAGAGCAGAUAAGUCAAAUCCAAACCAAUCAUAGAUCGAAAUUUAAUCAUUUUUUACAUUUAGUUUUUAAAUAUUCAAAGUAUUGUAAUUAUUACUUUGGUAGGAAAUCCACCUAGUGAUAAAUUGCACCGGGAGAACACCAUUGCAAUCGGACAAUUUUUAGAAGUUAUAAUAUUUUUAAGAUUUUUGGGUAAUUUUCUAAUUUAGUGUGUAUGGUUUGUCCGGUCUAUUUAAUCUUUUUAUGACCUGGUUUUUUUGUUAACAAAACGUUUGAAACAGCCGCUAGUCAAAUUUAAAAUAAUUUUUCGUCACACAUACUGAUAUUACAUAUUUUAAUGUUGAAAUUAUGGAAUUUAUUGAAUUAUUUUUUUUAUACAAAAAUACUUUUAGUUACUUGCAAAAAUAUUUUAAGGAAUUUAAUGCAAAACAGUAUGUACCACGUUAUCAGUAUAAAAAACAAAAACUUAAGAAAUGUAUUGCUUAGUAAUAUUCCAUUAUUAUUAUUGUGACUAGUGCGAUAGUAAUAAGCUUACGCUUGCAGCACUGGGAUAAAAAACAAAAUAUAUUAUUAACCAAAUAUUAGCGAACAUUAAAACAGUUCCAAUAUUUCGCUAUUCUUUUUGAAAAUUUCGAAAUGGAAAUUGAAAAUAUUGUACAAG